This is a messenger RNA of Brienomyrus brachyistius, 1459 nucleotides long. Its product is annotated as ADP-ribosylation factor 4-like. The coding region runs from base 156 to 698 and encodes 180 amino acids. Gene Ontology annotation, molecular function: GTPase activity; GTP binding. The record is from RefSeq and is a predicted model, not a curated record. NCBI's taxonomy places the organism in Eukaryota, Metazoa, Chordata, Actinopteri, Osteoglossiformes, Mormyridae. The transcript has 6 exons. Gene Ontology annotation, biological process: vesicle-mediated transport; intracellular protein transport. Gene Ontology annotation, cellular component: plasma membrane; cytoplasm.
CCGCCGCGUUGGCCCGGACGUGGCACUGUAGCCAGAGGGGGCCGUACUCCUGUUCUCUUCCGAGACGGGGAGGAUAAAUAUCAUCGGAGGACUCGAGCCUUCUAUUACGAAUCGCUGGUUAGGGAUAUUUGAAGCACCUUGUUUGUGCAAGUAAGAUGGGGCUCACGAUUUCAUCGCUGUUUUCCAGGCUCUUCGGUAAGAAGCAGAUGAGGAUCCUUAUGGUGGGGUUGGAUGCUGCUGGGAAAACCACCAUCCUGUACAAACUGAAACUGGGAGAAAUUGUGACCACCAUUCCAACCAUCGGUUUCAAUGUGGAAACUGUGGAAUACAAGAACAUCUGCUUCACGGUGUGGGAUGUGGGCGGCCAGGACAGGAUCCGGCCUCUCUGGAGGCAUUACUUCCAGAACACACAGGGCCUCAUCUUUGUGGUGGACAGCAACGACCGUGAGCGAAUAGCGGAGUCAGCAGAGGAGCUCUCCAAAAUGCUGCAGGAGGACGAGCUGCGCGAUGCUGUCGUGCUAGUCUUCGCCAACAAACAAGAUCUGCCCAACGCCAUGCCAGUGAGCGACCUGACGGACAAACUGGGCCUUCACAGCCUACGGAGCAGAACCUGGCACGUGCAAGCAACCUGUGCCACACAGGGCACGGGCCUCUAUGAAGGGCUGGACUGGUUAUCCAAUGAGCUGUCCAAGCGCUAGGUGGCAGCAGAGUGCCAGGUGGCGUGAAGGCGACCAAGCCCAGAAAGACACAAGGGAACAGAUGGCGGGGAUUUCAACCAAGAAACUGUCUAAAUUAUCAGUGUGUCUGUCUGCUACACCUUCGCUUUAUGGACUGUACUACUUUUUUUUUUUUUUGUCUAUCCUCUGCCUUUACCUCUUUUAGAGUCCCCCCCCCCCCCCAUCUCCACAAAAUAUUUUAGGUUGCAUGUUUUUAGACGGUGUAAGGUUACCAUGGAAAUGGACUAAGGUGUGGUGCAGAGGAGGGGUGCAGGUCUCCACCCCUGCUCAUCUUACCCUAUUAUAACUGACCAGGUUGCCCCCCCCCCUCCCCACUCCACAGUAAAGAAUCAUUUUCAGGGAAGUAGCGGGACAUGGAGAAAGAAGAAUUAAUGGAAAACAGACUGGAUGGUGGAACUGCUGUGCUGGGACCAGUACAUGAUGCAAUAAACACACCUCCCAGUGUAACUGGUGCUGUGAUGGAGACUUUUAAGCAAGUGCAUGUUUGAAGGCGAUGGGAGAUCUCCAGACAAGCUUAAUGGAGCAUGUGAGGGUCUUACCUUGUGGUGGAGGAGCUGCUCUUUGGGCUCAGUAGCAAUGCAGUUUUGUGCUUUUCAGCCCCCGAGGGUCUCCAGUGUGUACAUUCCAUUACCUCCCUCUCUGAGCCCUGCAUGGGAUUCAAAACCUCCAAGGGGGUCAAACGGUUUGUUGUACAAAACAAAAUAAUAAAACAUAUAGAAAAA